Malaclemys terrapin pileata is the source of this 4803-nucleotide messenger RNA. RefSeq names its product DDB1 and CUL4 associated factor 17 (gene DCAF17). The coding region runs from base 220 to 1878 and encodes 552 amino acids. Gene Ontology annotation, biological process: protein ubiquitination. Gene Ontology annotation, cellular component: Cul4-RING E3 ubiquitin ligase complex. The record is from RefSeq and is a predicted model, not a curated record. NCBI's taxonomy places the organism in Eukaryota, Metazoa, Chordata, Testudines, Emydidae. The transcript is spliced from 15 exons.
UGAAAACUACCCUCCCCGGCGCCGAGCAGCGGCGGGAGGCGAGAGAAGGGAGAGCGGGGGCGGGGAGAGGCCUGGCCGGUGCUGCUGCGGCUCUUGUCAGCUGCUGCCAGGUGGUUUGCAGCACAGGCACGCUGGGGACUGACGGGGGCACGAACAGCCCCGCGCUUGCUGCCUGAGUCAGGAAUUAGAAGGAAUUCGAGCUUUUCCCACGAAAUAAACAUGUCUCCAGAUUCAGCCGCUUCCUCCUCCUCAGCCACGAGACUCUCCUCCGGUGCUUUUAAAAUUCACAAUGUCUGCCGCCUUCUAACCAGGAGAUCUCACGGAUUUUAUACAAAAGAUGCGGGUGUCGCCCACAGAAAAAACAUGGGAAUCCUAAGAAAGCUAGUAUGUCAGGAAAGUACUAAAUUCAAGAAUGUUUGGACAACUCAUUCCACAUCUCCUAUUGCUUAUGAGCGUGGAAGAAUUUAUUUUGACAAUUAUCGGUGCUGUGUGAGCAGCAUUGCACGAGAGCCAAGAAUACUUUAUCAACUGCCAGCAUGUUCUAAAUCAGAAAAAAUAGAGGAUGCAUUAUUAUUGGAAUGCCCGUUGGAGGAAACGCUUCCCAGUCCACCAGACUAUAAAUCUUCUCUUGCAGUUUUGACUGCUCAUAACUGGCUUCUUCGUCUCUCUGCUAAUACCGGAGAAAUACUGGAAAAAAUAUACCUCCCACCCUACUGCAAAUUCAGGUAUCUGAGCUGGGACACUCCUCAAGAGAUUAUGGUUGUCAAGUCAGCUCAGCAUAAACUUCCAGCAGCAGCACAGCAGGCAGGCAUCCAGCAAUCUGUGCUAUUCUUUCUUGCUGUAUUCAGAGUUCUACCUCUGAAAUUUAUUGGAAUGCUGGAGAUAAACAAAAAAAUAUUUGGGAACAAUGUAACAGAUGUCGCUCUCUCUCAUGGAAUGCUGAUUGUGAUGUACAGCAUGGGUCUGGUCAGGCUCUAUAGCUUCCAGUCUCUCUCUGAGCAGUUCACAGAGCAGCAAUUUGAUUUGGGAUGCAAAUGCAACUGGAAUGGUAAAGUUGGAAUUGUAGGAAAGUAUCCAUUUGGACUUCCUUGUAACAUUAAAAUAACAGAUACCCCACCUUUGCUAUUUGAAGUGUCUUCCCUGGAGAACUCAUUUCAAAUUGGAGGAUACCCUUGGCAUUACAUCAUCACACCUAACAAGAAAAAGCAUAAAGGAGUCUUCCAUAUUUGUGCUCUGAAAGACAAUGCUUUGGCAAAAAAUGGCAUACAGGAUAUGAAGUGCUGUUCAUUAGAACCCGACUGGAUAUAUUUCCAUCCAGAUACUUCAGGCAGAAUAAUCCACGUGGGACCAAAUUUGAUAAAGAUAUUGAAGCUGAAGGAAAUUGAAAAUAAUAAAUACCAACAAGAAAUAGCAGAAGAUUUUGUCAUCGUGGCCAACAGGCAGAACAAUGCGAACUCCUCAGUAACUGUAACCGCUUCUGGUCGAGUAGUGAAAAAGCGUUUUAACCUGCUGGAUGAUGACCCAGAACAAGAGACUUUCAAAAUUGUGGACUAUGAAGAUGAGCUGGAUUUGUUAUCCGUUGUGGCAGUUACUCAGAUAGGAGCUGAUGGGAAAGCUCACCUUGACUUUCACUGUAAUGAACAUGGGAUUCUACUUAAGAGUAUUCCAUUAGUGGAAUCUUGGGAUGUGACUUACAAUCACGAAGUUUACUUUGACAGAGACAUUGUGUUACAUAUAGAACAAAAGCCUAACAGGAUCUUCAUCUGUUAUCUUUACCAAAUGGUCUGUGAUAGUGCAGAGGAAGAUGAACAUUCAAGCCUUGAAAAAGUGGAGAGAGUUUUUUGUAAAAAAGGGGGGAGAAUUUUUGAACGUUUUUAAGAGAGAAAGACUUCUGCAUAGACUUCACUCUACACAAUAUCCACGGACUUUGUCUCUUUGGACUAGUCAAAUAUUAUGUUUUAACCACUGUGUGUUAAAAUGUAUAUUUUGAGCUUAAGUAUUUGUAUUACUGUCAGGGUUUUUUAAUUUCUCUUUUGCAUAUAAAGAUAGUUGUAUGUAUUUCCAUAGACCACAAUUUAACUUCAUUUAUUUACCUUUUACUUUUGCUACUGAUUAUGAUAUUGUAACACAAAUAAUGAUCAGAUUUAUUGUUCUUGUCCACUAACCAGUCUGAUUGAAAUACUGGGUAUCAGGCACAAGGACUUGAACUUACUGACAUCCAUACUGUUCUGUAUUCUCUUUUACUUAUGCUUGGAUCUUAUAUUGCAACUUUCUUUUAAUUAGUCUAUAUUAAAGUAAAGUUUUCUGGGCUAAAAUUAUAUGGCUAAUGAAGUCAAUCUGUAAUGUGGUUGACAGCUCCAGGGCCUCCGCUAUCACUGGCAAAAUAUACUUGUAUUGAUACUAUCUAAUAUUGGAAUCCAUAUGUCACCUUUUUAAUUCAAUUUUAAAGAGUAAUUUCUUAGGAAUAUUAAUGGUAUAUAUUAAAAUAGAAAAUUUAAACAAUAUGAAUCUGAACCCAACAAAUAUUUAAACAUUCAAAAUACAACUGCACCCUGCAGUACCUAGGCUGUGUUGGUGGAUAUUUUGUAAUUUAUUAUCCAGUAUAAAACAAGUCCAGAAAAACAGUGCUUAUGUUACAUGUAGAAAUAGUUCAGGGUCUUUUGAAUAUGAAAGUAGUUGAGACCGCCUACAGAUCCAGGAUGAGGGCCGUGGUUGACAAAUCCACUACUCAGGCACAGUGGAGCAGCCAAACACAAGGACAAGCUCCUCUGCAGGAGACAGGUCUUUCCUCAGGAUCUGGUCCCAUGCUGUGGAACGAAUUCCCACAGGAAGGAAGGACCACCAUAAACCUCACCACCUUUCACUCCAUGUGCAAGGCAUGCUUCAACUUGUCUUCUCUAAUAUAAACACACAGCAUCUUGUAGAUAUUUUAAACAAAAUCUACCAAACAAAAACACUACAGCGCACACACAAUUGUUUCCUGAGGAGAGAAUAAUAGGAUGAACCGCAUGUGACAGAUUUGUUACAUCAUUUAAUGCACUGCUUGAAGGUGCUCAGAUACUACAGUGAUGAAUGCAGUAUAAGAACCUAUAUAGAUUAGAAUUUUAAUCAAUAAUAACUGGGCUCUAUUCUGAAAUAGUAGCGGUAUCAAUAUAGACAGCAAUUCUGCAAGAUGCUAAAUUAUCUCAGUGGAAGCCAAUAGGAAGUAAUAAGUAAGAAUCAUUAGUGAGACCUGGAAAAAUGUCACAUGGACUGAAGGAAAGAAAAACUAAAAAGAUAGGUUGUAGGCAGUAGACCAAUCUCCAAGUACCCAAAAAACUUACAUCUCUGCCCCGGGCAGUUAAGAGUUACACAAAGAGGAUUUAAAAAACCCAAAAUGUAAGUCUCUUCCCCCUUAUUGGUUUUAGAGUUGAUUAGCAAUAGACUAUUUGAUCAUCAAAAGGGCACACUACAUAUUGCAUUACUCUUCUUGUGACACGGAGGCCCCAUGUAACCCUGAACAACUAGAUUUGGCAGGAAGCAAUAAAGGCAGAGAUGCACAGGAACUUCCUCAGAGUGCCAAUUGGGCAGAGCUGGUAUUGAGUCUGUCUCCCUGGCAAACUUAUGGCAGAUCUGCAGAGUUGCUAUUGUUAUCUAAAAAAAAACCCAUUCAACCUUUUCUUGACACUUUUUUUCACUUCUUGUUUUCCAAAUUGCUGUUUUGUGAUCAUUACAUGUGUGGUCAAAACAUUUCAUCUCUGAAUGGGAAAUUUCUAUUUCCAGUUGUAACGUCUUCAUUGGCCUAUUAUACAUUGUACAAUGGAGUUAGCUGUUGAUCUGAAAAUCUGUUUAUGUUUACAUGGGUUUGUGACACUUUCCAAAGACUGUGUUUACAGGGACAGGAAUUAUUGUCCAUUAACAAUAAGUAAGCAGAACAUUUGCACUUCUGUUUAUCAAUUUGGAUCAAUUUAUAAUUCCAAAAAUGUUCUUGUGAUCUAACAGCAUCCGAAUGCCAAAGGGCAAAAGACUCACUGGUAUCUGGUAGUGAGUUUCAGCUGCCCGGAUCAGUUGAAUGUACCCCAGUUCACAGAUAUGAUAACCUGUAUGUAAAAGGUGGCAUGUAAGAUAUCAUUAGAGCGCUAAUAACAUACUGAUCAUUAAUAUAAUUGUGUGGUGUACGGAGGACAAAUUCAAAAUUUCAAACAUGUUGAAAGUUAUGUUAUUAAAGUCUCUGACAGACAAAGGAAGGUGGUUUUGCCACCUUGAAGAUAUUUCCAAGGUACAUUAAGAGAAAAUGGGCCUGCAGUUUACAUAGAAGAUAAAACAGGACCAUCAAGACAGCAGGGGAGGAGGCUGCAGGAAACAUCAAUUUGCAGUUUAGCAAACACCAGUGGGUGGGUAAGAAGCCAGCAAGGAACUUUCACCGGCAGAUUCUCUGUCGCCUUCCUGACACCUUGAAUUAACUUUACGUUAGGGGGGUAAUCUUCAGGAGAAUCUAUUUCUAAGGUUCACUGGACUGUAAAGGAAAGGAACAAAGAACCCCAAGUUUUAUUUCGUUUAAGAAGACAAAGGAACUGAGCACUUAGGACUUUGUAGGAGAUACUGACCAGAGGGGUUAGUCAGACAUCUUGCUGGAAGGUAGUAAGAUGAGAAUCUUCCAUUGAACCAAGACUGUUGUUAAGUCAGUCUCUAAAAAGUGUUUUUCACUUUUAUUUGCUUGUAUCCAUUUCCAACUCUAUCCUUUAUACUUGAACUCACAUAAAUCUCUCUUUUUGUUAAUAAACUUGUUUUACUUUUAAUAAACCAACCCAGUGCUGUGUAUGA